AUGUUACUACCUGAAUAAUAGAUUUUCCUUCUCUUUUUAAAAGGGCUACUAGGUUAUCUAAUUGUGUUUUGUGCACAUGAUGAAGGAUAUCCANAUAAAGGAGAAGAGAUAUAAGGGUUUUGUUUAAAUUUGACAUGCUAACAUUGCAGAUCUUAAUUCUUUUUAUAAUUUGAAGUGGAUCCUAAUAAACAUUCUAAUUGUAAGAAGGACUUAAAAAGAUUUGCUUAGAUUUAUAUUUUAUUACUAAAUUCAAUUAGACUCUACUUGAUUUAACAACCUGAAAAAUCUAUCUUUUGA
This is a messenger RNA of Paramecium octaurelia, 297 nucleotides long. The record is from the annotation of a GenBank genome assembly. NCBI's taxonomy places the organism in Eukaryota, Ciliophora, Oligohymenophorea, Peniculida, Parameciidae.